UUUAGCUGACACAUUCGGAGGGGUUCCUUAUCCUCACCUCGGCGGCACCAAUUCCCAGUUCGGAGAUCACAGCCAUGAACAUCUUCAGGAAGAAAACCUCACCUAAAGAUGCACUCCGGACAAGCAAACGAGAAAUGUCUGUUGCAACAAGAGGUAUUGAACGAGAGAUUUCGUCCCUGCAAUUGGAGGAGAAGAAAUUGGUGGCCGAGAUCAAGAAAACGGCUAAAACUGGGAAUGAGGCUGCCACCAGAAUCUUAGCUCGUCAACUUGUUCGGCUACGGCAACAAAUAACUAAUUUGCAGGGGAGUCGUGCCCAAAUCAGGGGUGUAGCAACUCAUACACAGGCACUGUAUGCCAGUACCUCAAUUUCCACUGGGAUGAAGGGCGCAACUAAAGCAAUGGUGGCCAUGAACAAGCAAAUGGCACCUGCAAAACAAGCUAAAGUGAUCAAAGAAUUCCAGAAGCAGUCAGCACAAAUGGAUAUGACGAUUGAGAUGAUGUCAGAAUCCAUUGAUGAAACUUUAGACAAAGAUGAGGCCGAAGAGGAAACAGAGGAGCUCACGAACCAGGUUCUGGAUGAGAUUGGCGUGGACAUUGCAUCACAGUUAUCAUCAGCUCCAAAAGGCCGGAUUGGAUCAAAGAAGGUCGAAAAUGUUGUUCCUAGCUCUGAAUCUCCCGAUGUUGAGGAACUCGAAAAGAGGUUGGCCUCUCUGCGACGUAUCUGACCUGAAAAGCAUAGUGAUUGGCUCCUGCUCAGCAAAGUAGCCUUGUUUUUUUUUUUUUUUUUCCUUUGUAAAUUUUGUCCAGUGGAAAACGAAGCAAAAUGGGUGUGGAUUUUUACUUCCGAUGCAGACAGAUACUAAUUUUAAUCGCCAAUUAUGGUGGAUAUAUAUAUAGAAGGAUGUUACAAACUUUUCUCGAAGCA
Vitis riparia (riverbank grape) is the source of this 925-nucleotide messenger RNA. Its product is annotated as vacuolar protein sorting-associated protein 2 homolog 2. Bases 75 to 725 code for a protein of 216 amino acids. The record is from RefSeq and is a predicted model, not a curated record. Gene Ontology annotation, cellular component: ESCRT III complex; multivesicular body. The transcript is spliced from 11 exons. Lineage: Eukaryota; Viridiplantae; Streptophyta; Magnoliopsida; Vitales; Vitaceae. Gene Ontology annotation, biological process: late endosome to vacuole transport; protein transport; endosome transport via multivesicular body sorting pathway.